Molecule: messenger RNA, 777 nt
Organism: Adineta ricciae
Lineage: Eukaryota; Metazoa; Rotifera; Eurotatoria; Adinetida; Adinetidae
Source: the annotation of a GenBank genome assembly
AUGUUCAAUGCUAUUGUAUCGAAAAUAAUCUUAAGUAUCCGAAGAUCACAUCGAGAUUCGACACCUUCGGUCAUGUAUGCAUUCGUCUCCUUUACGUAUCUAUUCGCGAUGCUCUCGAGUAAUUAUGCAUUAGAAUUCGUGAGUUAUCCAAUGCAGGUUUUAGGAAAGUCAGCGAAACCUGUACCAGUCAUGCUUUUCGGUGUCUUAAUAGCCAGAAGACGUUAUCCAUUAAGAAAAUACCUUUAUGUUUUGUUAAUUGUUAUUGGUGUAGUUCUGUUUAUGUAUAAAGAACCGAAAGAAACAGAAAAAGCGGCUGAAGAAGGAGCAAUGAUUGGGAUAGGAGAAUUCCUUUUGUUUGUUUCACUUGCUUUUGACGGAUUAACCGGUGGUUUACAAGAUAGUAUUCGAGCUAAGCAUAAAGUUCAAGCUUAUCAUAUGAUGUUUUCCAUGAAUCUCUGGUCAUGUUUAUGGUCGUUUAUCGGUAUUAUUUCCACUGGUGAAAUUUUUAGUUUUCUCAAUUUUCUCCAAACAUAUCCAAAUAGUAUUUCAAACAUUCUAUUACUCGGUUUGACAGGUGCAAUAGGACAGAAUUUCAUCUUCUUGACGAUUGAAUGGUUUGGUCCACUAACAUGUUCGAUUGUUACAACUACACGAAAAUUUUUUACAAUUCUUUGUUCCGUAUUUAUUUUUGGCAAUCUACUUACAACGCGUCAAAUAAUUGCAACGAUAUUGGUGUUCCUCGGUCUUGUUCUUGAGCAAAUACCUAGUAGAACAUGA